This is a messenger RNA of Talaromyces amestolkiae, 1629 nucleotides long. RefSeq lists its product as uncharacterized. NCBI's taxonomy places the organism in Eukaryota, Fungi, Ascomycota, Eurotiomycetes, Eurotiales, Trichocomaceae. The transcript is spliced from 2 exons. Bases 1 to 1629 code for a protein of 542 amino acids. Gene Ontology annotation, molecular function: prenylcysteine oxidase activity. Gene Ontology annotation, biological process: prenylcysteine catabolic process; prenylated protein catabolic process. The record is from RefSeq and is a predicted model, not a curated record.
AUGGACUUCUUUCGACGUAUCAUGUAUAUGCUUCUGCUACUCCUCGAAUGCGUCUGCAUUAUUGGUGUAGAUACAACUGGCCAGACACCGUUGAAUUCAGAAGACAAGGCGACAUCUCGAAAUGUCGCAAUCAUUGGUGCCGGAUCUGCAGGAGCUUCUACUGCAUAUUAUCUGCGAAAAUUUUCCGACUUAGCAGGAGUACCAGUCAACAUCACAGUCUUCGAGCGCGAAGCCUAUAUUGGGGGCAGGUCAACUACUGUCAAUGUCUUCGAUGACCCUUCUCUUCCAAUCGAGUUGGGGGCGUCGAUAUUCGUCUCAGUAAAUUACAAUCUGAUGGACACAGCAAAAGAGUUGGGCCUCAAAAUCUCAGGUGCCGGCGGUGAUCGACCUGCAGAGAGUGUUAACAUGCUCGGUAUCUGGGAUGGGUUUCGUUUCCUCUACCUGCAGGGCCAUUCAUUGAGCUGGUGGGACAUGGCGAAGCUUUUAUGGCAAUAUGGGCUGGCCCCGAUUCGCACGCAAAGGCUAAUGAAGAAUACGGUCAACAAGUUUCUGCAAAUGUACAAACCGCCGUACUUUCCAUUCUCGUCCUUAUCCGCGACUGUGCAAGCCCUUGAUCUUCACGAAGCCACUGGUGUACCUGGUGCGCAGUUCUUGGAAUCGAAUGGUAUCUCAGAAUCCUUUUCGAAUGAUAUUAUUCAAUCGAGCACGAGAGUGAAUUACGGACAGAAUCUUGGUCUUAUCCACGGUCUUGAGGCUAUGGUCUGUAUGGCCACCGAUGGUGCUGUCGCGAUCGAGGAUGGUAAUUGGCGUAUCUUUUCUGGAAUGCUAGACUCUUCUCGGGCAGAUCUAAGACUGAACACUACGGUGACAGCCAUCAAACAGAACUCUGAUAGGAGUAUGACGCUUUUUCACUCGAGUAACGGUGGCAGCACUUCACGUCACACCUUUGAUGAAGUCGUGCUCGCAGGACCUUUUCAAUACAGCAACAUCGAGGUUUCGCCAUCGCUUGACCGAAGCCCCGAAAAGAUCCCGUACGUGAGACUCUUCGUGACAUUGUUUUCUUCUCCCCACCAGCUUUCUCCAGAAUUCUUCGACCUGUCAGACCAGAAAGAUGUACCAGAGAUGAUCCUCACAACUCUACCCCGUGGAUUUAAUUUGGGGGAUCGUGAAGACGGCGUUGGUCCGGCAAAGUUUUGGAGUAUCAGUCUGUUGCGCAUAGUCGAAGCGUCUGCAGAAGACUCCCGCCAGAAGCACUACGUCUACAAAGUCUUUUCACCCGAGAAACUAACUGCCGGAUUCCUCGCCUCAGUCCUUGCCGUGGAAAUCCCCGCGUCUGAUCAAAACGGCACAAUUGGCGAUAUUUCGCGCAACGACAUUUCAUGGUAUCACGAAAAAACAUGGCAUUCUUACCCUUAUGAAUACCCGCGUAUGGAAUUCGAAGAAAUCAGACUUGCUAGCAAUGUCUGGUACACCGGCGGUAUUGAAAGCUUCAUCUCGACUAUGGAAACUAGCUCUCUUAUGGGCAUGAAUGUCGCUGGGCUUAUGACGAACGAAUGGCAUGACAAACUCCAUCUAGGAAAGCCAGUGAGUUGGAGUGGAUGGACUCAGCAGCGCAACAACGAAUUGUAG